Agrilus planipennis (emerald ash borer) is the source of this 1525-nucleotide messenger RNA. RefSeq lists its product as uncharacterized. Gene Ontology annotation, biological process: DNA integration. The record is from RefSeq and is a predicted model, not a curated record. The coding region runs from base 92 to 1225 and encodes 377 amino acids. Gene Ontology annotation, molecular function: nucleic acid binding. The transcript is spliced from 2 exons. Lineage: Eukaryota; Metazoa; Arthropoda; Insecta; Coleoptera; Buprestidae.
AACAGCACAAGUAACAGAACUUUUAAAAUGCGGAGGUUUUCAACUGCAUAAAUGGGCAUCAAAUUGUCCCGAAUUAAUUAAUAAAAUUGGAAUGCAAAACAAAAAUUUAGUAGAAUUUCCGUGUGAAUCUGAAAUUAAAAAAGUAUUAGGUGGUCGUUGGAGUCCAGUUAAAAAUGAAUUUACUUAUUAUGUAAAUCCUAUAGAUAAUGAAAUCAAUGAUUGUGUAAAGUGUAGUAGGUACAAUGCAAAGGUACCGGACUAUCGUAUGGGAGAUUUACCUGAAACUCGCUUAAUAAAGACUCGUCCAUUCCUUAAUGUGGGCUUGGAUUAUUGUGGCCCUUUUCUUUUAAAGGAAAAGAAAUUCAGAAAUAAAAUUAAAAUUAAAGCGUAUGUAGCUGUAUUUGUUUGCUUUUCAACUAAAGCGGUACAUCUGGAAUUAGUAACAGACUUGACUACUGAGGCUUGUAUAGAAGCAAUAAAACGAUUUGCUGCUCGGCGAGGUAAUCCUAAUAAUGUCUAUUCAGACAAUGCUACAAAUUUUGUAGGCGCUAAGAAUGAAAUAUUAAAGUUACAAGCAUUUUUUAUGUCAGAUGAAUAUUCAGGAGGUUUAAAACAAUAUUUUUCAAAACAGCAAAUUAAUUGGCAUUUCUCGCCCCCACGAGCACCUCAUUUCGGUGGCUUAUGGGAGGCUGCAGUAAAAUCCUUCAAAAGUCAUUUAUAUAGAACUGUGGCUAAUGCGUUAUUUACUUACGAGCAAUUUAAUACUUGUAUUAUUGAGAUUGAGGCAAUUUUAAACUCACGCCCAUUAGUACCCAUCUCAAGUGACCCUAAUGACCUUGUUGCCCUCACUCCAGCCCAUUUCCUUAUUGGGGAUUCAUUAAUGAGCUUUCCAGAACCCGACUAUAGGGAUGUUUAUCAAAAUAAAUUAUCCACCUGGCAACGAAUACAACAAGUGAAACAGCAUUUUUGGAGUCGUUGGUAUAAAGAAUAUUUGAACGAACUGCGAAUUCGAAGUAAGUGGCACAAGGGAACUUCAGAAGAAAUUAAAAUUGGGACAAUUGUGUUAAUAAAAGAAGAAAAUCUUCCGCCAAGACAAUGGAGUCUAGGACGCAUUAUUGAAUUACACCCUGGUGACGAUAACAUUGUGCGGGUAGUGACGGUGAGAACUCAAGAUGGUGUUUAUAAACGGUGUAUUAAAAAACUAUCACCGCUACCCAAUUUAUAGUAAUGAAGUGAUUUUGAACUUAAAUCGUUCAAGGUGGCCGGUGUGUUCGGUAUUCACCGUAUAAAAUUAAGUUUAUGUUUAUCUAUUGUUAGAAGUAAAGUUUUGUUAAAUUGUAAAUGUUUAAUUAGCGUGGCAACCCCUGUCAGUAUUAACCUUUUAAUUUAUAGUAUGUGUAAAUAAUGCCUCUUGUUCGUAAAUUUUAACCUUUUUUUAUGAUAUUCGUUAUUUUUAGUUUCUUUGUAAGUUUCAUGUUUAGAUAGAUUUAUAGCUCUUUUGUGUAAUAUGUUUGGACCCUUUAGU